AUGCUACCUUGGCAACUGCCCUCCAUAAUCGACGGAAUCGUCAAAUUGGCCAAUCCUGUCAACACACCAGCCCCUAUGCUCUCGCCAGCCUUCCCUACCUGCGAACAGUUCCUCCAGGCCUUUGAUGGGGACAACUGCGACUCUCUGGCCUCCAAGGCUGGUAUCCCUCUCCAGGACUUCUUCACCCUGAACCCAGGUCUGCAGAACGGCCAAGGCUGCCACACUGGGAACAUCAACCCAGGCUACUUCUACUGCACCAAGGCCUUGCCUGAGCCCCUGCCUGAACCCGAGCAGGAGAACCGUCCCGAAGCUCCAGAGAAGACCCAGGCCCCCGACAAGGACACGAGCACGAUCACGAAGACGAAGACAAUCAAGCCGGAUCCCACAACUUAUAGCAUCUGUGAUUAUGGCGACUGCUGGAAGUCUUGGGUCAAGCUGAGCACGGACUCUAGCGACGACAUUAUAUUCAAACGUGCGUCGCGGUCCUGCGAAUCGCUCGCCACGACAUCGUGUACGUCUCUUGCGCGCAUGGGCUUCCCUGAUAUGAUCAAGGAAGGCUGCGACAAUUGUGCCGAGUUGCAGAGCGGUUGCUCGUGCUUCCUAGAGGGGAAGUACCAUACCGCUACCGUGGCAUAUGUAGUUGGCGGCUAUUGA
Molecule: messenger RNA, 654 nt
Organism: Emericellopsis atlantica
Lineage: Eukaryota; Fungi; Ascomycota; Sordariomycetes; Hypocreales; Bionectriaceae
Exons: 1
Coding region: 1-654 (217 amino acids)
Source: RefSeq, a predicted model, not a curated record